Molecule: messenger RNA, 195 nt
Organism: Prunus armeniaca (apricot)
Lineage: Eukaryota; Viridiplantae; Streptophyta; Magnoliopsida; Rosales; Rosaceae
Source: the annotation of a GenBank genome assembly
AUGCUUCAGGGUGCGAUAGUCAUGCUCGAGCUCAACGUUCUUGGCAUGAAGAUGGUCGUAUUUCUCGGACAUCUUGGUGACGCUAGCGCGGAGGAGCUCCACCUCUGCCUAAAGAUUGACAUCUGCCGAAGAUUUCCUUCGGGAGGUACCCUCGCGGGGGGUAUGGUGCGGAGUGUCGUGGCUAUCCUCGGUUAG